GUCUCGAACACAAUUUUCUCACUUAUUGUUAUUAAAGACAAUAACUUAAUCUUCUAAUCAUGUCAACCUCUUGUCACAAAGUUCCUCCAGUUAAAAGUAAUUAUGUACCUCUUGGAACUAUUGAAAAAUUUAACGAUCUUGAUGUUUAUGUUUCAAAACCAACAAAUGGAUCGAAACCUUUUAAAAAAGCAGUUGUCGUUGGUUACGAUAUUUUUGGAUUUCAUCCAAAUGUAAAACAAUUUUGCGACCUUUUAACGAAGGCUGGAUAUCUUGUUGUACUUCCAGAUUAUUUUCGUGGAAAAACGGCUCCAAUUGUGUCUCAAGGAGUUCAGGCUUUAAUCGAUUUUGUUUUAAAAACUUUUCCACCAGAAGUAAUCAUAAAAGAUACUUUAAGCGUUACUAAUCAUCUCAAAUCGGAAUUUGGUUCUAAAGAUUUUGGUUAUACGGGAUUUUGUUGGGGCGGAAUUAUGGGUUCAAAACUUUGCGCAAUUAAAGAAUUCAAUGCUUGUGUAUUAGUUCAUUAUGGCCCUCUUCAAGUGGAUGAUUUUAAAAAAUCCCAAUGUCCUAUUGCGUUCUUACCUUCGUCUGAAGAUCAAGAUUCUCAACCUUUUGUUGAUGCUAUGAAAGAUAAACCAUUCGCUAAUAAGAAUUUUCAAAAACGAUUUGUUGAUAUGGUUCAUGGAUUUGCUGCUUCUCGUGGAGAUUGGAGCGAUCCAUUAAUUUCACAAAGGGUUAACGAAGUUAUUGAAAUCACUGGCAAAUUUUUCCGUGAUAAUGUUGGCUGUAAUUAAAUUACUAUUUCCAGUAUCCGAUUAUGUUUUUAUAUUUGAAUAUGCUAUUUUUAUACCUUCCAACUUUCCUUAUGUAAAAUUUACUUUUUAGCAAUAAAAACAAUAAAACUAUUAUAGCCUUUAUUACAACCAUUACGAACACGAUGUGUAUACUGU
Molecule: messenger RNA, 947 nt
Organism: Rhizophagus irregularis DAOM 181602=DAOM 197198
Lineage: Eukaryota; Fungi; Glomeromycota; Glomeromycetes; Glomerales; Glomeraceae
Molecular function (GO): hydrolase activity
Source: RefSeq, a predicted model, not a curated record